AUGCUGUUUUGUGGUGAGCGCAAAGGUGAGUCAGACCUACUCAGCGUCCUGAUAUUUAUGGUGGGCGUUAACCUGAGAUUUGUCGAAGCAAGUUAUCGAGGUGUGGUGAUGUUUUUCGGUUCACGCGGCCAACUGGGUCCUAGUAAUUAG
Messenger RNA from Echinococcus granulosus, 150 nucleotides. RefSeq lists its product as hypothetical. NCBI's taxonomy places the organism in Eukaryota, Metazoa, Platyhelminthes, Cestoda, Cyclophyllidea, Taeniidae. The transcript has 2 exons. The coding region runs from base 1 to 150 and encodes 49 amino acids. The record is from RefSeq and is a predicted model, not a curated record.